Mucor velutinosus is the source of this 636-nucleotide messenger RNA. RefSeq lists its product as uncharacterized. Gene Ontology annotation, biological process: translational elongation. Gene Ontology annotation, cellular component: cytosol; eukaryotic translation elongation factor 1 complex. Bases 1 to 636 code for a protein of 211 amino acids. Gene Ontology annotation, molecular function: guanyl-nucleotide exchange factor activity; translation elongation factor activity. The transcript is spliced from 3 exons. NCBI's taxonomy places the organism in Eukaryota, Fungi, Mucoromycota, Mucoromycetes, Mucorales, Mucoraceae. The record is from RefSeq and is a predicted model, not a curated record.
AUGUCUUUCACUCUUGAAGCUCCUUUGGCCUAUAAGAUCCUCGAUAACUACUUUGAAAACGUUUCCUACGUUAAGGGUGUCGAAGCCUCCGAAGCUGAUAAGUCUGUUUUCAAUGCCUUGACUGAAGGUCCCUCUGCUGAGGCCUACCCUCACUUGGCCAGAUGGUAUGCUCACAUUGCUGCUGUCCAAGGUUUGAUCACCAAGGAAGCCGCUGCUGCCCCCGCUGCCGCUGCCGCUGCUGAGGAAGAUGAAGAUGAUAUUGAUCUCUUUGGUUCCGAUGACGAGGAAGUUGAUGAGGAAGCCGAGAAGAUCAAGGCUCAACGUAUUGCUGAAUAUAACGCCAAGAAGGCUAACAAGCCCAAGACCAUUGCUAAGACCACUGUUACUCUUGAAGUUAAGCCUUGGGAUGAUGAGACCAACAUGGAGGAAUUGACCGCUGCUGUCAGAGCUAUUGCCAUGGACGGUCUCCUCUGGGGUGGUUCUCAACUCGUUGCCAUUGGUUACGGUAUCAAGAAGCUCCAAAUCAACUGUGUUGUUGAGGAUGAUAAGGUUAUGAUGGAUGAUUUGUGUGAUGCUAUCACUGAUUUGGAAGACUACGUUCAAUCCGUUGAUGUUGCUGCUAUGCAAAAGAUCUAA